CAGACAAUGUCCCUUUAAAAAGCCCCAUGUCUGGAAAGCCCAUUAGAUGUGCAUAUAAAAUUUCCCCCGUGAUUAAUAGUUGAUGAGGCAGGGUUGGUUGGAGGGUACUACCAACAUGUGGCCUGCAGGGCUCCUCCUCUGCAGGCUCACGUUACACUCCAUAAACUUGCCACUCUUUCCCACCUAUAUGUUUAAAAAGGAGGAGGGCUCACUUGUCAAGAAUGCCUUAGAAGAGUUGUGAAAACAGCCAGCCCGAGAAGGGGAGUCAUGCAGUUGCGGAUGCAGCUCUCCCACUGAGCCACAAGCCAGUCUGAAGCCGAGAGGGUGGUGUGAGAGCGAGGCAGAGGGAAAAGAGAGGGUCUCCGAAGGACGUCACCAACACUCCCAGAGAGGGAAGGGAAGCACGCUGCCGCGGGAAGGCGUCCAUCCUCACGCGAUCUGGGCUGUGGAAGCCUCUGACAGCACCGAGCGUUCACGUGAAGAUGUGCAUUUAGUGGAGGCUUUAUUUUAAAAGAUUCACAUUUCCCGUCCUGAUUUGCUUUCCUGAGAGGGGUUCGAACUCCCCGACGAGUCUUGCAAUACUCCAGAAAGCGCGAGUGGCAUCACCCAUGGAUCAGCCGGCCAGCAGCUGCAUGCGGAGCGCCCACCCCAGCAGCCCCAUCUGGGGCUGCAUGAGGAACCCUCACCCGGGGGCCAACCUGCAGUCGCCCUACCAGCAGGCCCCUUUCUCCCUGCACCAGAAGCCCGAGUUCCUGGCCUACACGGACUUCUCCGGCUCCUGCCUGGUGCCGAGCGCCCCCCACGCCGCCUACCCCCGCGACGACAGACUCUACCACGAGAGCCAGGGCGGCUACCAGAGAGCCGACUGGCAGUUCAACCCCUGCGAGACCCGGGUGAGAGCGCCCGAGGCCUGCCCGCCCGUCGCCCCGCCGGUGGUGGGCGGCGGCAGCGGCGGGGACGGAGGACCCGAGCUGGACACUGUGGGGGGGGACAGGCUGCCAGGCGCCGUGCCCGGGUGUCUGGAGGGUGAAUACUCGCCGCAGAGUGUGGCGUCGGCCGACUCGGACAAGAAGAGCUCCAACAAGAGGAAGAGGGACGUCACAGAUAUCCAGGAGUCCAGUUUUAAGGUGGAUUCCAGCUGCAAGGCCAGAAAAGAGCGCACGGCGUUCACCAAGGAGCAGCUGAGGGAGCUGGAGGCCGAGUUCACCCACCACAACUACCUGACCCGGCUCCGUCGCUACGAGAUCGCCGUCAACCUGGACCUCACAGAGAGACAGGUUAAAGUCUGGUUCCAGAACCGGCGGAUGAAGUGGAAGAGGGUGAAGGGAGGACAGUCGGCUUCGCCCAACGACCUGGAAAACGACGACAUAGACUCAGCUGCCUCUCCCAGCUCCGAAUGAUCGAGGACUGUAACGCGCUCUGAGACGUCGGAGCUCCAACCGGACGUCUCUUAUUCUCGUGGAAAGUUGGAACCAAAUAAUUCAGGAGACUCUCUUUUUUUUGUUGUUGUUGUUUUUAAAUCCCCAGGAUGCGUCCCCUUUUUUUUGGCCGUUUUCUGUUGUAAAUAGUCGAUUUGUGUCCAUAAUGAAGUGCAGUUCGAUCAGCUCGAGAGGCCUCGACUGUGUUUGAGUAUUUCAGAUUAAAGAUGUAGGUUAGCGAUAAGCAGCAGCUUUAAGGCAGCGAUGACAUGUCGGGCCGUGAUGUGAUUGUGUUUGAGUGCAUCCCCUUUGGUUUCCAAUAAUGUAAUCAUGGCCUCUGACGCUUGACUACAACCACCUGGGAAAACUCAGACUGCACCACUGUUGCCAAGCCAUAAGUGCCUCCGUUUUGUUUUUUUUUUGUCAGUUUCUUUUUCCUCGAAUAUAGUUUUUUCUGUCAGGCUUUUUUUUUUUUUUUACUACUCUCUUUUUUUAUACUAUUUGAAUGUUAUUGAUAAAACACAGAUGUUGACUGUUUCUGCAAAUAGAAUAAAUCAUCUUCUGCAAAAUGGGGAA
Stegastes partitus (bicolor damselfish) is the source of this 1994-nucleotide messenger RNA. RefSeq names its product mesenchyme homeobox 1 (gene meox1). NCBI's taxonomy places the organism in Eukaryota, Metazoa, Chordata, Actinopteri, Pomacentridae. The coding region runs from base 609 to 1400 and encodes 263 amino acids. Gene Ontology annotation, cellular component: nucleus. Gene Ontology annotation, biological process: positive regulation of transcription by RNA polymerase II; somite development. Gene Ontology annotation, molecular function: RNA polymerase II cis-regulatory region sequence-specific DNA binding; DNA-binding transcription factor activity, RNA polymerase II-specific. The record is from RefSeq and is a predicted model, not a curated record. The transcript has 3 exons.